Cryptomeria japonica (Japanese cedar) is the source of this 2650-nucleotide messenger RNA. RefSeq names its product F-box/LRR-repeat protein 14. The record is from RefSeq and is a predicted model, not a curated record. Lineage: Eukaryota; Viridiplantae; Streptophyta; Pinopsida; Cupressales; Cupressaceae. Gene Ontology annotation, cellular component: SCF ubiquitin ligase complex. Gene Ontology annotation, biological process: SCF-dependent proteasomal ubiquitin-dependent protein catabolic process. Bases 647 to 2050 code for a protein of 467 amino acids. The transcript has 3 exons.
UCCACACAAACUUGCCCUCUGUUUGGACCCUAGUACAGAGGCUAGAUACCGAUCCCUUCUACAUUUAAUUUCGCUAUUUAAAAAUACAUUUAGAAGAUGCUGUUUGAAAAAAUCUAAUGGCAGCUGGGAUUUUCUAUGUUGGGUAUUUAUUGAAGGGCCAUUGAAUAACUAAAUGAUAUGAAUGAAGUGAGGUCAUUAACUCGUGGAGAGAAGCAUAAGUUAGCAAUUUCAGGGUUUUAUAAGUUAUCUAGCAUGGAUUCCAAACAAAGAUACAGCUAGAAUAAAUGAUUAGACAGAUGUUGUUUAAGUAAUCUGGGGCUGUUCUGUGUGCACUCUACAAUUUGCAAACAAGAAUUACAAGGAUGCUCUCGACGUUGUUGUAAUUGUGGUCAGAGGUGCCGGCAAUUUUGUUAUUCUAAGAAAUUUUAAGCACGAUCGAAGCUUUACUAGAUCUGUUGUAUUAAUUGUUCUGUUUGCACCAGGGGAUAGGGUAAUGCUUGUUUCACGUGAGUUCAGUCAUGGCCGGGAACUAUGACGUGGGCUUGAGUUUUUGCUUUCAAGUCUCAACAGAUCUUAUAUCUUGAUGAUGUGAGUGGCUGUGGUUGAAUAUGCCAGCAAUUUGGCAUCCUUCGAAGUUUUGAGCGUGAUGGAAGCUUUACCAGAUCAGUUGGUGUGGGAAGUACUGCAUCGGAUUAAGAACACAUCAGACCGAAACACUUCUGCCCUAAUCUGCAAAAGAUUUUAUCAAAUUGAGAGGGAACAACGGGGGUAUUUGAGGGUGGGGUGUGGUUUAAGCCCCGCAAAUGAGGCAUUAUCUGCACUUUGUAUGCGGUUCCCUAACUUAGCCAAAGUGGAGAUAAUGUAUUCUGGAUGGAUGUCAAAGUUAGGCAAGCAGUUGGAUGAUGAAGGCCUUAAAAUUCUUUCACAGCAUUGCCCUGGCCUCACUGAUCUAACUCUCAGCUUCUGCACAUUUAUUACUGAUGCGGGUCUAGGGUUUCUGGGUUCUUGUAAAGGGCUUAAAGCAUUGAGACUGAAUUUCACUCCAGGGAUAACCGGUUGUGGAAUACUGUCUUUGGUUGUAGGAUGCAAAAAUCUGUCGACGCUUCAUUUGACCAGAUGCCUCCAUGUGAGUAGUGUAGAAUGGCUUGAGUAUUUGGGUAGGCUUGAAAGUUUGGAAGAUUUGGCAAUCAAUAACUGCCGGGCUAUUGGAGAGGGUGAUUUGGCUAAGCUGGGUUGUGGUUGGAGGAAGCUGAAAAGACUGCAAUUUGAGGUUGAUACAAAUUACAGGUACAUGAAAGUGUAUGGCCGUCUAGCUGUUGAGAGAUGGCAGAGACAAUGGGUUGCAUGUGAAUCCUUGGAGGAUUUGAGUCUUGUCAAUUGCCUCAUUAGCCCUGGUAGAGGCCUUGCUUGUGUGCUUGUAAAAUGUCAAGCUUUGCAAAAGCUUCAUCUUGAUAUGUGUGUCGGGGUGAGGGAUAAUGAUUUGAUAACUCUUGCCCAGCAGUGUACCAAGCUGAAAUAUUUGUCAUUACGAGUUCCUUCAGAUUUCUCAGUUCCCAUCCUGAUGAACAAUCCACUGAGAUUGACGGAUGAGAGUUUGAAAGCCAUUGCUCAGAAUUGCUCUGAGCUAGAGUCUGUUUCAAUAGCAUUUGCAGAUGGAGACUUCCCUUCCAUGUCUUCCUUCACCCUUACUGGUAUCCUUUCGGUGAUUGAAGGAUGUCCAAUCCGGGUUUUAGUGCUUGAACAUAUAUAUUCAUUCAAUGAUAGUGGUAUGGAGGCUCUCUGUUCAGCUCGCUUUCUGAAUAUCCUUGAACUUAUACAUUGCCAUGAGAUUACCGAUGAGGGGUUGCAGCUUGUCAAACAUUUCCCUUGCUUAAGCAUCAUUCGGCUUACCAGAUGUUUGGGUGUGAGUGAUAUUGGGUUGAAGCCUUUAGUGGGUGCUCAUAAAUUGCAGUUAUUAAAGGUGGAAGACUGCCCCCAAAUUUCUGAGAGGGGGACUAAAGGUGCUGCAAAGGUUGUCUCCUACAGUCAAGAUUUUUCAUGGAUGUAUUGAAUUGGGAGUGUUGACGGGAUUAUUGAUCAAUAUUUUUCAGAAUAGUAAAUAGUAAAAUGUUUCUAGAGAGACAGCUAGCAUCUCUAGUUCAAUCUCAAAUCAAUCCAUGCUCAGUUAUGUGCAUAUUAUCCAAUAAUGAGCAAGUUUGCUGAAAGAAAAAAAAACUUCUUUUUUCCAUAUGACAGCAAACAUAAUUAAUUCUUUAGUUGGCCAUCUGUUGGAAUAUGGAUGGAGAGAAAGAAUUUUCAUGUGGACAAGUAUGCAAGUCUUUCAGGUUUGCGAGUUGCUUUCUUAUAUGCCAGACUAAAUAGUGCACCUCUGAGGAUCAGAUUUAAACUUCAAUGUAAAUACCUUUACCAGUGUAUUUUGUCUGGUUAUUUGAAACAGUUUCUUUUACAGCCAAUUUAAUAAGAGCUGAAACCUAAACAGCUAUGUAAACAUUGUUUGUUGUACAUUGUAUUAAUUUUAUUUUUUGAUAAGUUAUAUGCCUAUUUAUUCAAGGAUCUGAACAAAGGCACUUGACAAGGCAUUGCUACAGUUAAAAGCCUUGAACUUUUCCCACGGAAAGAUCUACAAGAAUAUUGAACCUAGUUCUCCUGA